Symbiodinium natans is the source of this 1722-nucleotide messenger RNA. NCBI's taxonomy places the organism in Eukaryota, Dinophyceae, Suessiales, Symbiodiniaceae. The record is from the annotation of a GenBank genome assembly.
AUGGCAUCCCAAGAUGUUGAUGAUGUUGACCUUGCCUUCCCGAAGGAGAGUGGCGACCUGAUUCAGGCCAAUGGCGAAGCUUCAGCCCCCGAAAGGUCAGAAGAACAGCUGGCUACUUCUAGGACUGUAGGCGUCGUGGAGAUUCGCAACCCAGAGCUUCUUCGCACAAUCCCGGUCCCGGAGGAGAUUGGCGAUCCGGUUUGCGCCAUUGAAAAAGCUUCAGCCGCCGAAAGGUCAGAAGAACAGCUGGCUACGGCUAGGAUUGUGGGCGUCGUUUCCGGCAUGGAGCUCCGCAACCCAGAACUUCUUCGCGCCGUGCCGGCUUGGGUGGUGCUGAGACAGCUUGGGCAAGUACUCCGGGACACGUCGAGCGACCCGGCCAAGCUGUAUUCGCUGAGUGAGCAGGUGCCUUUCAUCAAAGAGUUUUGGUCCCACAGCUGGCAUGGGAACCGGUUCAUGAAGAUCUGGCUGCUGCUCAUUCUCAAGAAUGGCUGCCCUGCAGUUUUCGUGGGCGGCCUCGUCUCCUUCCUUGCGGCAUUCCUGUCGUAUCUGGACAUCCUCCCGGGGUGGUACAAGGUGCCCCGAAUCCAAGGACCAGGCUACUCCGGCGAGUUCAGGCACAGCCCCUGGGGCCUCGUGAGCGGCCUUGUAGCCGCCUUUGUGACGCUGCUUCUGUGGCGAUCUGGAGACCCAGUGUUUCUGGAUCGGGUUUGCAUCCAUCAGGGAAACGAAGUCUUGAAGGCUCAGGCCAUUUUGCAGCUUGGCGCCCUCUUGAAAGGCUCCAGGACCCUCGUGGUGGUCUGGGACCCGACGUACCUCUCCAGGCUAUGGUGUGUGUUCGAGCUCGCGGCAUUUUUUCACAGCCACAAAGCAGACGGGCGAUCGAAGCUUGUGAUCAAGCACGUUGCCCUAGCACCGUUUGUGUGCUUUAUGGUGAUGCAGACGUCAAUUUUGAUGAUUAUGGAGAUCUCUUUGCCCACAAGUGAUCUUUUCAUCCUUUUGAGGGCGGUGUAUGUUUGUGGAGUGACGGUGCUAUUCAGUCACUUUCUUCUAAAAUUCUGGCACGACGUCGCUGUUGCCGAGCAGCAAUUUCGCAGGUUCAGCUGGCAUGCGGUCACUUGUGCGUGCUGCGCGGCAAAUCACCGUGCUGCAAAUGGAACACGCAUUCCAUGCGACCGGGCCAUCCUGGAGAAAUGCGUCGUGCAGUGGUUCGGCUCUGUGGAGGCUUUGGAGGCAUGCGUGCGGAAUGAAAUCUGUGAUGCUUUCGUCGCCCAAGUUAGUGGCGGCUUUCCUUUCGGGUAUUUUUGGCUCCUGGUUGGCAACUUCGGCGUUUGGUAUGGCCACGCGGACUUUUUUGCAGCACGGAUGCACGGAGGUGCGCACGGGUAUGCCGCCUCCCUCCUGGUCACAACGGUGGCGUGGUGGCUGUGGGUGGUGCCGACUAACCACCUCAUCUUCAGCAGGGUGGCACGAUGGAUGCAGAGGAAGCAGCAGGAGAAGCUUAGUGCUCCCGUUUUGUGCGCUGUAAAGUGUACGGGGUACUUUGCGAAUAUUCUGAAUUCCGGCAUUGCGUUCCUGUACCAGUCGUGGUGCUACGCUGUCCUCCUUGACCCCGUUCUUGGAGGCAUUGCAUUUGCGGGGACCGCCCUUCUCUGCGCAGCCUUGUCAUAUCGACGGCUUGCAGCCCGAGACGAGUUCAGUACCACAAAUGUGGGUUCUUGA